Botrytis deweyae is the source of this 2676-nucleotide messenger RNA. RefSeq lists its product as uncharacterized. The transcript has 3 exons. The record is from RefSeq and is a predicted model, not a curated record. Bases 1 to 2676 code for a protein of 891 amino acids. NCBI's taxonomy places the organism in Eukaryota, Fungi, Ascomycota, Leotiomycetes, Helotiales, Sclerotiniaceae.
AUGGAUCUAAGCGCAAUUUCAAACAACAAAGGCGGAUCUCCUAGGUCCAUGGAACCCCAUAAACCAUAUCUUCGAUUGCAUGUUAUGCUAUUAGAGAUGCCAAAUAGUGAAUCAUUGAAAGAAGAAUUUUCAACUAUAGAUUUCCUGUGGCUUCGAAGAGUAAUUAACAAUCCCUGGCCAAAUAUGGUCAAGUUAGUGGUAUAUCGCUUUUUACACAUGCGCAACCUCUACCAGAUCGACCAGGGUGAUCAGAUCAAUGAACUUGUCGAUUACAUAUUCAGAAACGGGGAAUUUCCAAAUAAUCAAGAUUGCAGAGCACAAAUGAUUCACCGAUGCAAAAAAUUGAUCCUCUCAACUUCUCAAUGGAUAUCAAAUGGUAUAUUGAUGUACAAUGAAGAAAACCGUCUGGUCAAGAGCGCAGCUUUCCAAAACGCUUGGAACAAUCAAAUCAUCAUCAUGCGAAACAGAAUCAAGAUCACCAAUAAAAAAGUACCUGUGGUUGAAGUACCGAACGAUAUUCCUGCAAAGGUUUCGGAAUCCAACAGUGUGAUAACUGAGGUAUCUGUCGCAGCCCCGAGCCCAUUACUGGAAGGAAGGCAGAAUAGCUCCGAAAUGAUCACCACUACCGAACCCCUCAUCAAAGCUGACCCCGAUGAACCUGUAGGGUUAGUUGAAGAGAAUAAGACAGUGUCUCGAGUGAAGUUGGAACACCUUGACUCAGAACAAGCUCAACCGGUACUGGGAGAUACUUCACUAAAUGUUACAGAUGAGACAUAUCAUUUUUCUGCCUCUUACUGUCAUGGUUUGCCUAAUUUUGGGUCCGAUAUUCCUGAUAGCCAGGUUCCACCACUGGACACGACUUCAACUUUUCAGUCCAGUCCUUCACAAAAUAGUAUCAUGGCUGAAGUCAUAUUCUUCAAGGACUCGAAGCGUAUCAACUACUCUUCCGAAGCUUUACUUUCACACCAUACCCAAAAGUUCAAAACCUGUGCACAGAUAACUGUGCUCACCCCAAACAAAGUCGGUCGAAAAGUUGUUCGUGAUGCAAUGAGUUUGAUCUGGGACAGUAAUCAUGACUUAGCCAUCUUCUGGAAAUCGGUGGCUUUGCGAACGUCUACCAUGAUUAAAAUCACGUUCCCUGAUGCCGCUUGGUUACCUGGAGUCACUGUUGACAUUAAUAGCGAUGACGACCUUCUCAGAGCUAGACAGAUUAUCUGGGAUAGCUUCUGGAUAUUCGUUGCCAAGCAACCAGAAACUAUUGUCUCGACUUUCAAUAUCAAUGCAACCCCCGAAAGCCCCCAACUCUCGGUAGCACUCUCUAAGCGACAACGGAAUAGUGUACCUAAUGAUGCUAUAUCUAUUCACCAAGAGGACGGCUCAAGCCCUUGUUCCAACGAUGCAUAUGAUGUAGCAUUCCGAAAUUACAUGGCUAAAAUCAAUAGCCAGAGGUCUCACGACAAUUCUGUUCCAUGUGAGGGAAGCCAAAGUAUCGGCCAAGUUCCAAUGUCACCAGAAUCAUUUCCGUUACUAAAAAGACCUGCCAAGCGACCGCGCUUGACAGAACAACAGCCCACAAGAACUCAAACAGAACUUGCAAAUACCACAUCAAAUCCCAUACCUGCGGAACAACAGAUACAGCCACAGAUACCACAACAGCAGAUGCCACAACACCAAACACAUCAGCAAGAACAGGGUCUGCACCUAAUUCGAUCACUUGCAGGGUCUCACAUCCUGGGAUCUGCGUAUCAUCCUCAGUCACAACGACUCAUACAAGCCCAGUCUCUCCAGCAAAACAGCAUUCGCACUCAACCACGGACCAGCCUUUCAUCGACAGAGACAGCUGUCUUUCACCAUGAGCCGAAUAAUUCAUUCGCGUCAUACGCACAUCAAGCAUCGCCACGUACGAACUAUUCUCCCCGUUCGCAGACUUUACCAGCGAUGCCUCCUACUCCAAUUACAACCCAUGAAAGCAUGCACUCUCAACACAUUCCUCAAAUUCUCGCAUCCACUCUUACCUCUCCGAACCAAUAUCCUCCUUAUACCCACGCAUCAGCACCAAUAGCUCUUCCUGGAACCAUGGCUCGAUCUCAACGUUCCCCAUUUUCAACACACGUUCCACCGUCAAUGCCAGUACCAAGACUCAAUCAUCACACCCAGAUUUUCAAUCAUCCGGCAUUACCCCAAUCUCCACCAAUUACCCCUCAGUCUCACCGCUUUCCUACACAUCCCCCCUCCAAUGCAACUCCAACUCCAACUCCAACCCCAACUCCAACCAUCCAAUUCCGCAUCCAACUCCAACCCAACGGCCCCUUCAGCCCCCCCUACCCCAAAUCCAUCCUCGGCAUCCCAGGUAAACCCGCAAUCACCACCUCCCAAUUCUUCACCUCCUUCACCGCAAACACCAGUCCGAUCCCCGGAAAAAAUCCCGACUCCCUAACCUUCCGACUCAAAGACGCAGUGCCAUUCCCAAUCGCAUACACCGUUUCUCGAUCGGGAACAGUAGAUGGAGUCGAUGCUUUGGUAAAGCUGAGAGCAGAUAUCAAGAGAGAGUGUGAGAAUGCGGGGAAACUGGUCAUGGGAUUGGAAAAAUUCGAGAUUUACGUUAGUAUCACGGAAGAAACAAGUAGGGAGAAGGAGGUGGAGCUGCCUGGGCAGGUGUUGGGGGAAGAGUGGUAA